Apodemus sylvaticus (European woodmouse) is the source of this 2084-nucleotide messenger RNA. RefSeq names its product mesothelin-like protein. Gene Ontology annotation, biological process: cell-matrix adhesion. The transcript has 15 exons. The record is from RefSeq and is a predicted model, not a curated record. The coding region runs from base 1 to 2061 and encodes 686 amino acids. Gene Ontology annotation, cellular component: cell surface. Lineage: Eukaryota; Metazoa; Chordata; Mammalia; Rodentia; Muridae.
AUGAUCAGAACUCUCCGACCGUCAGCUAUGGGCUCCAGAGUGGGUGCCCUGGCGAGUCCUGGUCUUGCCCUCCUCCUGUCCCUCACUGCCCACUGCUCGGGUCCUCAGGCUAAGGCCUUGCCCAAGGGAGGCCUGAAUGCUAGUGAAGGCACCGACGCAUGGGUCAGGGACAACACUUCCCUCCUGCAAAACUUCUGGUGCUUGCCAGCCAGCCAGCUGCCCCGGGAACAGCUCUCCAGUUUAAUCAGAAGCCUGGCUUUGCAGAGGGUCCCACUCAAAGCCUGGCAGCUCAGCUGCUUGGCCAACCUCGCUGCACGGCUGGGCCUCCAGGACGACUUCGAGUUCUACCCUCCCAACCUUCUACUUUUCUACGAUCUAACCCAGGUGGGGGACACUAACUGCCGGGCCUUCAUUCACCACGCUGCUCAAGGGGACACAGAACUGCUGGCCAACUUGCCCAACCAGAGAGUUGCCCUACAGCACACAGCCUUGGCCUGUCUGGGGGGACCCCGCCUACAGCUCAGUGCAUCAGACCUGUGGCUUCUCGGGGCCCUGGUGUGUGACAUGGGGGCACCGCAAAUCGUGACUGCAGACCCUAGUGUGCUGAAGAACCUGCUUCGCUGCCCAAGGCUUACCGCCAUGCAGAUUGCUGCCCUCAACACCCUGCUGGCCAGUGGGAAGACGCAGAUAGGGCCUCCUGGCUCCUGGAACCUGGAGGGGCUACAGGCCCUGGGACCUCUGGCCACUUACAUCGACCCCCACCUGUGGGAGAAGGUUCAGGAGGCUGUGGGCUUGGAUUUCUUCCGCAGUGUGGUUGCUGCGUGCCGGGCAGGCCAGCUGAGCAGGCAGGAUGCCAGGCGCUUCGUUGUCAACUUCCUGGAGUCCAAGGCCACUUGGGUGUCCUCGAGGCUCAAGCGGCGCACAGGGAGAACCUGUGUCCGUGGCAACAUUACAGCAGCCACCCUGCACGAUGACCUCUUCCUGGUGCACUACGACUGCACCCAGUUGGAAUCCUGCCUAGGCACGCGUGUGCUCAGGGCCAACCUGGACCCCUUGCUCCAACACCCGCUGCCUGCUGAGUGUCAGCGCGUUGUCAAAGCCAAGCUGGCUCAGAUCUACCCACACGGCGUCCCCGAGGACCAGCUGCACCUCAUCACCUCGCUGGUCUACCUCUACUCCCUCGCUGAGAUCGGCCAGUGGAACAUCACAUCCGGAGACACAGUAAUGGUCCUGCUGGCCUCAGAUGCGGCUCUGGACAACCAGACCGAGGCAGUUCUACAGAGGUUCUUGGACCAUAAUGGCAAGGUCACUGGCGCUCUUCUGGUGGCCAUCGGAGGUUCCCGUCUCUGCUGGAUGAGCCUCAGGCAGAUCCAGAUCAUCCAGCCCUCAGAGUUCCGGCUGGCCGGAGCUCCAGACAUCUCUCCCUGCCCGCAGAGUCGGAAGGAUGUGCUCUUCGCCAAGGCUCAUGAGGUCUUUAGGAACACCAGCAACGUGGGAGAAUAUUACUACCUAAUACGCCCCUACCUCGGUGGCGCCCCUUUGGAGGAACUUCAAUACCUGGCCCAGGCCAACAUCUCCAUGGACAUUGAUACAUUCACCAACCUCAACCCCCUGACCUUGAAGGGCAUGGGUGUGGACAGUGUGAGAAAUCUGCUGGGCCAGAACCUGGGAGAUCUGCGGAAAGCCCGCAACCACCCAAGUGUCGUCCUGUGGAUGCACAGUCACAACAUGUCAGACCUGUCAGAGAUGGGACUGUACGCCAGCCCCACACUGGCCGACGUGACCAACGGGCCCCCCAACACUGCCUCCCUACCACCCAACCUGAUCCACUCCUUGGAUCUGCCAGGGAAGGACAGUGUUUCCCACACCUCAGGAAGUCCUCCAGUUCAUCUGGGGCACCUGCCACUUGCAGUGGCCCUGCCUUCCAGCCUUUUGUGGCUGCUACUGUGUCUGUUACCUUCAGGACAAAUGGCCACUGCUCACAGGACACAAGGGCUGAUGGCACUGACCCAGGGCAGCCAGACCCCUGAACGUCAGACUCAGGAGAAAUGGAGCUGCUAGAUGGGACAGGACACCCGCCUAGG